Molecule: messenger RNA, 1522 nt
Organism: Vigna angularis (adzuki bean)
Lineage: Eukaryota; Viridiplantae; Streptophyta; Magnoliopsida; Fabales; Fabaceae
Product: photosystem II stability/assembly factor HCF136, chloroplastic
Exons: 9
Coding region: 94-1380 (428 amino acids)
Molecular function (GO): protein binding
Source: RefSeq, a predicted model, not a curated record
CCACCAUGGCCCCUGUCACCCUUCUAUCUUCAUUCUCCACAACACACUCACAGAACCAGAGAAAGAAGAGACCUUUGCCAACACAUCACAGGCAUGGCCACCACUGCUUUCCAGCAAUCAGCAUUCGCUGGUCAAACAGCUCUGAAGCAGGUCAAUGAGUUCGUCCGCAAAACCGGUGGCUCCGGCAAAGGUCGCACCAACAUGCGCCGCACCGUCAAGGAUGUUCCUCAGAGCAUUUGGUCCUCUCUACAUUCCUCGCGAACCUUCCCUCGGAGUCGAAGCAUCGUUGUCAAAGCCUCUUCUUCUUCUUCUUCUUCCGACGACAUUUCGCGGAGCAGGAGACGCUUCCUCGCCGAAACCGCCGCAAUAUCGGUUUCGCUUCCUCACUUUCCGGCGAGGGCCGAAGACACGCUCUCGGAGUGGGAGAGAGUGUACCUCCCUAUUGACCCCGGCGUCGUGCUUCUCGACAUCACUUUUGUCCCCGACGACCCCAACCACGGUUUUCUUCUCGGGACGAGGCAAACAAUUCUGGAGACGAAGGACGGAGGAAACACUUGGGCUGCGCGUUCGAUUCCCUCUGCCGAAGAUGAAGAUUUCAACUAUCGCUUUAAUUCUAUCAGUUUCAAUGGGAAGGAAGGGUGGAUAGUUGGAAAACCUGCGAUUCUGUUGUACACUGCUGAUGCUGGAGAAAGCUGGGAGAGGAUACCUCUCAGUGCUGAACUUCCAGGGGAUAUGGUGUACAUAAAAGCGACUGGUGAGAAGAGUGCAGAGAUGGUGACUGACGAAGGUGCAAUAUACGUUACUUCUAACAGGGGUUACAACUGGAGAGCUGCUGUUCAGGAAACUGUGUCAGCUACUCUUAACAGAACAGUUUCUAGUGGUAUUAGUGGUGCAAGCUAUUACACCGGGACUUUCAAUACUGUCAAUCGCUCUCCAGAUGGAAGGUAUGUUGCAGUCUCAAGUCGAGGCAACUUCUACUUAACCUGGGAGCCUGGUCAGCCAUUCUGGCAGCCACAUAAUAGAGCAGUUGCCAGAAGAAUACAGAACAUGGGAUGGAGAGCUGACGGUGGUCUGUGGCUUCUUGUUCGUGGAGGUGGUCUUUAUCUCAGCAAGGGCACUGGGUUAACUGAAGAAUUUGAGGAGGUUCCUGUCCAAAGCAGGGGUUUUGGCAUUCUUGAUGUUGGAUAUCGUUCAACGGAUGAGGCUUGGGCAGCAGGAGGAAGUGGUAUUCUUUUGAGAACUACUAAUGGUGGCAAGUCAUGGAUCCGCGACAAAGCUGCUGACAACAUUGCUGCAAAUUUAUACUCAGUGAAGUUCAUUGAUGACAAGAAGGGAUUUGUAUUGGGGAAUGAUGGAGUUUUGCUUCGCUUCCUUGGGUAGAGUGGUUGUCUCGACCGAAAUCCCAAUGGGAUGACUAAUUAAAAACAAAUUUUUUUUAAAGAGUUUAGAGUCAUUACAUAUUUUGUAAAACUACGAAAAAAUAGAAAAGAUAAUACGAAACUGAAUUUUGGAUCUGGUGUUA